AUGUCAGCAGGACGGCAGCCGUACAUACGGGUCUCGAUCUUUAUCAAAAGGAAACCUGGCACUUCGAGCGAAGAGUUUCACGCCCAUUGGUCCGGGAUACACGCCGACGUGGUUCGAAGCCUUCCUGGUUAUCUCCAACUCUGCAAACGAUACACCCAGGCAAGAAUUAUUUCACUCCUGCGCCCCCAAAAGGAUGAGAGAAGGGCUCCAGCUAAUUUGGGUUUUUUGGGGGGCAUCGAGCAGUUCCACGCCCUUCCCGAAUACCAAAACCAGGAGAAAGUCAUGGGCCUCCCGGUCCUUCCAUUCGAUGGCAUCGUUGAGAUAUGGAUAGAAAGUGUCGAUAACUAUGUCCAGCACGUAAGCCAGGAGAAUAUUGUCAAUGCACUUGCUGCCGAUGAACAGAAGUUCACGAAUCGCGAGGACGCUUUCAUCAUGAUUGGUUACGAGACACUCGAGAUUGGGGAGCCUGUGCCGGGUUUUGCCUAG
This is a messenger RNA of Fonsecaea multimorphosa CBS 102226, 486 nucleotides long. RefSeq lists its product as uncharacterized. Lineage: Eukaryota; Fungi; Ascomycota; Eurotiomycetes; Chaetothyriales; Herpotrichiellaceae. The record is from RefSeq and is a predicted model, not a curated record. Bases 1 to 486 code for a protein of 161 amino acids. Gene Ontology annotation, molecular function: oxidoreductase activity. The transcript has 2 exons.